AUGCACCGCACCCUUGCGAGUUCGAUGGUGGGCCCACCCGGGCAAAAACUAGCAGCUUGGCUGUUGACCAAGAACGUCCCUUCAUUGUACAAUGCACCCGUAAGACUAUACAAUGUACCUGCUGCUUCUGAACCAUUCCUAAACGGAAGUUCCGGUCAGUAUGUGGAAGAUAUGUACAACGCUUGGCUAGUUGAUCCAUCUAGUGUCCAUGCGUCGUGGGAUUCCUUCUUUCGUAAUUCAUCGCAAGGCGGGGCCGGUUAUCAAGCGCCACCCUCCCUAGCACCGUUGGGCCCCAACGAAGUGUCCAUAUCCUCUCUUCUGCCUUCUCUAACGGGCGCAUCCGCUUUGGGUGCGGGUUCGGUUAGUGAAAAAGUCAUCGAUGAUCAUUUGGCUGUGCAGGCCAUUAUCAGGAGCUACCAGAUUCGAGGCCAUCACAUUGCCCUGUUGGACCCGUUAGGCAUUAACAGCGCCGAUUUGGACGACCAAACGCCGCAAGAAUUGGUAUACAAAAAUUACAAUUUCGAUCAUCCUUCGAGAACCUAUAGUGAGGAAUUGAAGCGCCAAGUUCUACAGUUGAUGCAAAAAGAGACCGAUAUGGAUAGAGUAUUUAAGCUACCGUCUACCACCUUCAUUGGCGGCAAGGAAAAAUCGUUGCCGCUGCGCGAGAUUUUACGCCGAUUGGAAUUGACCUAUUGUCGACACAUCGGCGUUGAAUUCAUGUUCAUCAACAGCUUGGACCAAUGCAAUUGGAUACGACAGCGACUCGAAACGCCGGGCGUCAUGGACCAAACGCCCGAACAGAAACGCCUGAUCUUGGCCCGUCUGACGCGCGCUCACGGCUUCGAAUCGUUCUUGGCUCGCAAAUAUUCGUCCGAGAAACGUUUCGGAUUGGAAGGUUGCGAAAUCCUGAUUCCCGCCAUGAAGACCGUCAUCGAUAAGAGCACCGAAUUGGGGGUGGAAAGUAUCGUAAUGGGCAUGCCUCACCGGGGACGGCUCAACGUGCUCGCUAACGUUUGUAGGAAACCGCUGCAUCAGCUGUUCACGCAAUUCGCCGGAUUAAAAGCCGCCGACGACGGAUCCGGUGAUGUUAAAUACCAUUUGGGUACUUACAUUGAGAGAUUGAACCGCGUAACAAACAAAAAUAUUAGAUUAGCGGUAGUAGCUAAUCCAUCUCACUUGGAAACCGUCGAUCCCGUAGCACAAGGAAAGACUAGAGCGGAACAAUUUUAUAGAGGAGACGGCGAAGGAAAGAAGGUCAUGUCUAUAUUAUUACACGGAGACGCGGCGUUCUCUGGACAAGGAGUCGUAUUCGAGACAAUGCACUUGUCUGAAUUGCCCGACUACACAACUCACGGUACAAUUCACAUCGUUGUCAACAAUCAAAUCGGUUUCACUACCGAUCCCAGAUUCUCCAGAUCAUCCCCUUACUGCACAGAUGUGGCUCGCGUCGUGAACGCCCCGAUAUUCCACGUGAACGCCGACGAUCCGGAGAGCGUGAUCCACGUUUGCAACAUCGCCGCCGAAUGGAGGGCCACCUUCCACAAGGACGUCGUCAUCGAUUUGGUGUGCUACCGCAGAAACGGCCACAACGAAAUCGACGAGCCCAUGUUCACGCAGCCGCUCAUGUACCGAAAAAUCAAGGCCACCAAGCCGUGCGUCGACAAAUACGCCGAGCAACUCAUCAACGAAGGCGUCGUUAAUAACGACGAGGUGAAAGAAGUGAUAGCGAAAUAUGAGAAAAUUUGCGACGAGGCUUUCGAAAGGGCGCGACAAGAGACCCACAUCAAGUACAAGGAUUGGAUCGACAGCCCUUGGUCGGGUUUCUUCGAAGGUAAAGACCCGUUGAAGGUUAGCCCGACUGGCGUUAUCGAAGACACGUUGGUGCACAUUGGCAAGCGAUUCUCUUCGCCGCCUCCUAACGCCGCUGAAUUUAUUAUACACAAAGGUUUGGAACGUAUUUUAAAAUCGAGGAUGGAAAUGGUAGAAAAUAGAAUAGCGGAUUGGGCUCUUGGCGAGGCUAUGGCAUUCGGUUCGUUGCUUAAAGAAGGUAUCCACGUAAGAUUAUCCGGACAAGACGUAGAAAGAGGUACAUUUUCGCAUAGACACCACGUUCUGCAUCAUCAAACUGUUGAUAAAGCGACUUACAGGCCUUUGUGCAACUUGUAUCCAGAUCAAGCUCCGUACACCGUCUGUAACAGUUCUCUAUCCGAAUACGGCGUGCUCGGCUUCGAAUUGGGAUAUUCGAUGACGAAUCCCAACGCUCUCGUCAUUUGGGAAGCCCAAUUCGGCGAUUUCUGCAACACGGCCCAAUGCAUUGUCGAUCAAAUGCUGUCGGCCGGUCAGGCCAAGUGGGUGCGACAGACCGGCCUGGUCAUGUACUUGCCGCACGGCAUGGAAGGCCAAGGUCCCGAACACUCGAGCGCUCGCUUGGAACGAUUCUUGCAAAUGUCCUCGGACGAUCCCGAUUACUUCCCGCCGGAGAGCGACGACUUCGCCGUGCGCCAGUUGCACGACAUCAAUUGGAUCGUGGCCAAUUGCACGACGCCCGCCAACUUGUUCCACAUACUCAGACGGCAGAUCGCGUUGCCGUUCAGAAAACCGUUGAUACUGAUGACGCCCAAGAGCCUGUUGCGUCACCCGGAGGCGAGGAGUUCCUUCGACGACAUGACCGACGGCACGGAGUUCAAGAGGGUCAUCCCCGACGCCGGACCGGCCGCACAGAAUCCGGACGGCGUUAAGAAGUUGUUGUUCUGCUCCGGUAAAGUGUACUUCGACGUCCGCAAGGCCAUCAAGGAGAGGGAUUUGGAAAGCAAGAUUGCCAUAUCUCGCGUUGAACAGCUUACUCCCUUCCCGUUCGAUCUGAUUAAACAAGAAUGCGCGAAAUAUCCCAACGCUGAAAUUGGUUGGUUACAAGAGGAGCACAAGAACCAAGGACCGUGGACGUACGUUCAACCGAGAUUCGAAACGACUUUGUCUGGUCAAAGAGCCGUCAGCGACGAAAGCGAGUCGAAAGGUUGGUUCGGUGGCUUUUUCGGAGGCAAAAAGACGAAACCUGAACCACCGCCAGAAAAUAGCGAAAAACCCGAUACGAGGGUUGUGAGCUACAUUGGUAGACCGUGCGCCGCAAGUACAGCAACAGGAAGCAAAAAUCAACACUUAAAGGAACUUGCGAGUUUAAUAGAAGAUGCUACUAGAAUUUAA
Messenger RNA from Phyllotreta striolata, 3201 nucleotides. NCBI's taxonomy places the organism in Eukaryota, Metazoa, Arthropoda, Insecta, Coleoptera, Chrysomelidae. The record is from the annotation of a GenBank genome assembly.